AUGACACCUAUCGUCGAAGAGCGAAACACCGAACCUCAUGUUCCAGAGGCAGAAUAUAGAAUCGCAUCAGUUGAAAAACGCCCAGUUCAUAAGAGGAAAGUGGAAGAUUAUCUUCAAAAUUUGCACAGGGGUCGCCCUGCUCCGCAGACAAGUGAAGCAACCGAAGUAUUCAAUCUUGAUGAUGAGGAAAGUGACCAAGACUCCGUGGCAGAGGAAGCUGGCGAAGAUGAGCCAUAUGAGGGAUCUUUGCAACACUUGGAUCAAAUGAGGCACUUCAUUUUGGAAAGCUCCGCUUACCAAAUCCUUCGUCGUCGGCUCGAAGAGUUUGUUAAACCCUCGCUAUACUCUCGGCUUCGAGAUCUGGUGACAAGGUGGUCAACUCCAGAACAUAAGAACCAUGGCGAUUCUGCUCGGUAUAAACUGCGGAAUCUUGUGACAGAGUUGCAGCACGUGAGUCCCCACGAGAUUCAUUUUGAACAUGAUCAAAAUAUUUUCCGAAUUGUUAGGUUCAUCAGCCGCUAUCAGCAUAUAGUUGAGCGCUGGACUGGAGAGCCCUGGGAUUGGUGGCCAUUGCCUCGUUGUCUGAGACCACUAGGGGAAUCAGAGACUCGGUUACGGUGGAAGUGUGCUCUAAUCGAUGAUGCAGCCAUGUGGUGA
Molecule: messenger RNA, 657 nt
Organism: Penicillium canescens
Lineage: Eukaryota; Fungi; Ascomycota; Eurotiomycetes; Eurotiales; Aspergillaceae
Exons: 2
Coding region: 1-657 (218 amino acids)
Source: RefSeq, a predicted model, not a curated record